UAAUAGUAAUUAUCCAAGAUUUUUCAAUAGUAUCAGUGAAAGUAACCCAAUAAAUAAAUAAAUAAAUGAAGUGUACAAACAGAAACAGACGAUUGAUCACAAUCUUCCUCCAUUUUGGAUUCAAAACAAACGACAAGACAGUCUCGCCGUUUUAUCUCUAAUCUCUUCUUUCUUGAAGUUGUCUCUGUUAAAAAAAUGGUUUCACUUACUGGCAACACCUCAACCUUAUAUUAUAUCUAUAAAUAAGCCCACACCCAUCAAACUACAGAGGCCAUGUAAUAUUAUCAAUUUCUAAACCCAAAAUCAAAUGUCAAGAAACGAAUCUUGGGUGUUUCUAAACCCCAGUGAUACUCUCCUUUGUAUUUUUGUGAUACAAUAAUUAUAUUUACAUAGUGUUUGUUUGUUUGUGUGUAUAUGUAUGUUUCACUUAAAUCUAUAUAUAAGUGAAACAUUGAAAUUUUCAUUUUAAUAUUUGUUUAUGUGAGUGAAACAUUGUUUGAUGUAUGUAAUUUUGUGGUAAGGUGGAAUUAAUGGAAGCUAAAGAGAAGUCCAAAGGAUGGUGUUGGUGGCUAUUUGUGUUAGUGUAUGCAGGUCUUGUUGUGGCCAUGGCUAUAUUCACUCUUUGGAGGAGAUUUGAUGGGUCAGGCUCAAAGGCUGCUCGUGUUCCGGGGACUCCAGGCGUCGUGGUGGACAAAUAUGCCGGUGCUCUCACCAUUGCCAUGCAAUUCUUUGAUGUGCAAAAAUCUGGUAAGUUGAUAAAUAAGAGGAUUGCUUGGAGAGGUGAUUCGGGUUUGGAAGAUGGAAGCGAGGAGAAUUUGGAUCUAUCGAAAGGAAUGUAUGAUGCUGGGGAUCUCAUGAAGUUUGGUUUUCCAAUGGCUUUCACUGCCACAGUUCUAUCAUGGGCCAUACUCGAGUAUGGAGACCAGAUGAAGGCAGUGAAGGAGCUGGAACAUGCUCAGGAUUCGCUUAAGUGGAUCACUGAUUAUCUUAUUAACGCUCAUCCUUCUGCUGAUAUGCUUUAUAUUCAGGUGGGUGAUCCGGAAUUGGACCAUAAUUGCUGGGAAAGACCUGAAGUCAUGACAGAAAAACGGCCUCUUACACAAGUGAACGCAACACAUCCAGGAUCAGAUAUUGCAGCCGAAACAGCAGCAGCUAUGGCGUCUUCAUCUUUAGUGUUCAAGAAUGUCAACUCCACUUAUUCAAAAUUGCUCCUCAAGCAUGCUCAACAGUUGUUUGCAUUUGCUGACACUUAUAGAGGUUCUUACAGUAUCAGCAUCCCGGAAGUGCAAAAAUACUACAACUCUACCGGAUAUGGGGAUGAACUCUUGUGGGCAGCAUCAUGGCUGUAUCAUGCAACUGGAGACCAGUUGUACCUCGGAUACGUAACCACACAAAAUGGGAUGGCAUUUGCUAAUUGGGGGAGUCCGUCUUGGUUCAGUUGGGAUAACAAAUUGGCUGGAACUCAGGUUCUACUUGCCAGAGUGAAUUUCUUUAGGGCAAAAGAGAUUUCCACCGCAGACGAUAUUGCUCUCCAAAUGUAUAGGAAAACUGCUGAGGCUGUUAUGUGCACCCUCCUCCCAGAUUCACCAACAGCCACUCCCCAAAGAACAGAGGGUGGCCUAAUAUGGGUGAGCCAGUGGAAUGCCUUGCAGUAUACUGUGGCCUCUUCAUUUCUAGCACUUCUUUAUAGUGAUUACAUGCUUAGGUCCCAGACUUUAAAUCUAUAUUGCAAUGGGAAGCUAUACAAUCCAAUGGACCUUCGCAACUUUGCCAUUUUGCAGGCUGAUUAUGUGUUGGGCAACAAUCCAUUUAAGAUGAGCUAUCUUGUUGGAUAUGGUAGCAAUUAUCCUCAAUAUGUACACCACAGAGGUGCUUCAAUUCCUGCUGAUGCCAACACCGGUUGUCGCGAUGGUUUCAAGUGGCUUAACUCAAUAGAUCCCAAUCCAAAUACAGCAGUUGGAGCGCUUGUUGGGGGGCCAUUCCUGAAUGAAACCUAUAUUGAUUCCCGAAACAAUUCUAUGCAAGGUGAACCAACCACUUACAACAGCGCCUUUGUUGUCGGCCUCCUCUCAGGAUUGGCCGCCACUUCUUCAGUAGUUCAGCCAUUUGCAUGAAAUGGCACCUAGUAUAGAUGAUCCUACCUUGUACUUAACUACCUUAUAGAAUAGCCAAAAUUUUGUAAUAUAUAAA
Cornus florida is the source of this 2190-nucleotide messenger RNA. RefSeq names its product endoglucanase 24-like. Gene Ontology annotation, molecular function: hydrolase activity, hydrolyzing O-glycosyl compounds. Lineage: Eukaryota; Viridiplantae; Streptophyta; Magnoliopsida; Cornales; Cornaceae. The coding region runs from base 531 to 2114 and encodes 527 amino acids. The record is from RefSeq and is a predicted model, not a curated record. Gene Ontology annotation, biological process: carbohydrate metabolic process. The transcript is spliced from 6 exons.